CCAAAAAUAAUUUAUUUUAAAACUAGGGGUAACGCUAUUAGGCAGCGACCACUUGGGAAGCUGAAGAGAAGAAAAAAGUGCGACGUAGUGUGAAAAUGGCGGCUGUCCUCAUGAACAGAGCAUCGGCACUGGAAAGAAUGGCUAACCAUUUUAGGCUCUCAUUCAACCUUUUCCGUAACUCUAGUACCACCGCUUCCACGGCAAGUCCGCCGGCGGCGGCGGCGGCGGCGGCUGAGGGUCGAGCAAACAAGUCGAAGCGAAAGAAGAAGAAAAACCUAUUUGAGGUGGCCCAGUUUUUGCCCAAUUGGGGCCUCGGUUAUCACGUGGCUAAAACCCACUGGACUGGCAUAUCGUAUCAGAUUACAAAAAUCAACCUGUACAAAGAUGGAAGGCACGGAAAAGCUUGGGGGAUUGUUCACAAAGAUGGCAUGUCAGCUGCAGAUGCACCCAAGAAAAUAAGCGGUGUUCACAAGCGUUGCUGGAGGUACAUACCAAACUCAACGAAAGCAGAAUAAAGUACCCCAAAACCAGAUGUUCAAGCUGCUUGAUAUUCUAUUUGUUUUGAGCCACCAGUUUGGACAAUCUUCUUUAUGAUAUCCGUUCUUUUGCAGUUGAAGUUAUAAUCAAAUUGAAUGUGCAGGAGUGGUAUUGGGAAACUUUAAUUUCUCUGCAUCUUUAUUGAAUUUGUUCAUGUCAUCCAAUUAAAUGGAGAUUUUGUUAUCACCCAAUCAGUUGUCUUGUUAACUUCUCGGCAUUAGAUUUAUUGGGACAAUGAUGAAAGUCCAACUCUACUAUAAAUUUUUGGCUGUCUUUCGGCUUGUCAUUGGUUUGCCAUAGGAUUAAAAAGAUAGCGUUUCUGAA
Messenger RNA from Olea europaea var. sylvestris, 861 nucleotides. RefSeq lists its product as uncharacterized. NCBI's taxonomy places the organism in Eukaryota, Viridiplantae, Streptophyta, Magnoliopsida, Lamiales, Oleaceae. Gene Ontology annotation, molecular function: structural constituent of ribosome. The record is from RefSeq and is a predicted model, not a curated record. Gene Ontology annotation, cellular component: mitochondrion. The transcript is spliced from 3 exons. The coding region runs from base 96 to 515 and encodes 139 amino acids.